Molecule: messenger RNA, 2196 nt
Organism: Triticum turgidum subsp. durum (durum wheat)
Lineage: Eukaryota; Viridiplantae; Streptophyta; Magnoliopsida; Poales; Poaceae
Source: the annotation of a GenBank genome assembly
AUGGUGAUGGAGGUGGAGGCCGACAUGGAGCGCGUUCUCGGCGGCUUCAGCCUCCGGCUCAGCGACGGCGGCGACAGUGAUGGGAGCGGCGGCGGCCGGGGAGGAGGAGGGCACGACGAGGCGGACGGCGGGGGCGCGGUGAAGGAGCGGAUCGCGCGGGCGCUGCGGCUGUACAAGGAGUCGAGCAGCGGCGGCGACGGCGGCGAAGGCGGUGCUCUGGUGCAGGUCUGGGCGCCGGCGCGGGACGGGGAGCGCCGCCGCGUGCUGGCCACCCGCGGGCAGCCCUUCGUGCUGCCCUCGCGGUGCCGGCGGCUGCUCCAGUACAGGACGGUCUCGCUGGCGCACGUGUUCGCCGUCGGCGGCGGCGGCGGGCAGGGCGAGCGCGCGACGUGGGAGGAGCGCGGGCUGCCGGGGCGGGUGUUCGAGGCGCGGGCGCCCGAGUGGACGCCCAACGUGCAGUUCUACGGCACCGGCGAGUACGCGCGCAUGAGCUACGCGCUCAUCUACGACAUCCAGGCCAGCCUCGCGCUCCCCAUCCUCGACCCCGCCGAGCCGCGCCGCUGCCUCGCCGUCCUCGAGCUCGUCUUCACCGCCGCCCCCGCCGCCCGCUUCGCUGCCGAGGCCCACAACCUCUGCAAGGCCCUCCAGGCCGUGUCGUUGAGAGGCUCCGAGAUCUGCCACCCCGCGCCACCGACCGAGGUGCGUGCCGCGACUUGCGAACCAUGGAUAUGCAACUCAGAGGCGACUCAGGCGGCCAUGUCCGAGGUGUCGGAGCUGCUGGCAGCCGUCCGCGAAGCCCACGAGCUGCCGCUGGCGCAGGCCUGGGUCAGGUGCAAGCAGUGCACCCGCACGGACGUCAACGACGACGGCCAGCAUUUCUCCCUGACUACGGCCGGCGCUCCGUUCCACCUAGGCGCGCACUACGGCGGCUUCCGCGACGCCUGCGCCGAGCACCACCUGCGGCGCGGCCAGGGUCUCGUGGGCGAGGCGGCGGCGGUGAGCGGGCCGCGUUUCUGCGCCGACGUCGCCAGGCGGUCCAAGGACGCCUACCCGCUCGCGCACUACGCCCGCAUGCACGGCCUGGCCGGGUGCCUCGCGGUGCCGCUGCGUCUACCACUGUCCGCCAUGGACGUCGGCGACGACGGCCAGGUAGAGGAGGAGUGCGUGGUGCUGGAGUUCUUCCUCCCGCCGGACUGCAGGAGCGCGGCGGAGCAGAAGGCCAUGGUGGACGCCGUCGCAGCUACGAUCAGGAAGGAAUGCUCCGGCAAUCACCUGGAGGCGACGAGCGAGCUGCAAGAUUUGUUCUUGGAGGCCGUUCCUGCCGAUGCUGACACUGCCCAUGAACUGAACGAUCGUGGGGACUAUGAUACCAAUGAUUCAGACGAGGAGGACGGUGAUCAAGCAGGAGGCGUCCAUGGCGCAGACCAAAGCGGAGCCAAGGAUCGUGUACCGCCACCGGAGACGAAGAAGAAGACCGGAAGGAAGGCCGGGAGACCUGUCAGUCUUAAGGAGCUGCAAGGAUACUUCUCAGGGAGCCUGAAAGAUGCUGCGAGGAGCCUCGGCGUGUGCCCGACGACGAUGAAGCGCAUCUGCAGGCAGCACGGCAUAUCGAGAUGGCCAUUCCGGAAGAUCAGCAAGGUGAACCGUGCCCUCGGCAAGAUCAGGGCCAUCGAAUCGGUGGAUUGCUCAUCGAAGCCGACUGCUGCUGCUUCUUCCACCUCUCACCGAGCUCCAGCCCCUCAUCUGCCAUGCUUGUCAAGUGCUCUAGGAGAAGAUACCUCUUCCCAGGGCUCAAGCCAAGACCCCCCUCCUCUCAACAAAGCCACAUUGCCCAAGUCUCUGUUGCGGCGCAGCAAUGGCACGGCAGGGGAGCUGGUGACCAUCAAGGCGAGCUACCGAGGGGACAUCAUCAGGUUCAGGGUGCCGUGCUCCGCCGGCGUAGCGGCGGUGAAGGGGGAGGUGGCCAAGAGGCUGGGCCUAGAUGCUGGCACCUUCUACGUCAAGUACCUCGACGAUGACCAUGAGUGGGUGCUCCUGUCCUGCGAUGCCGAUUUCCAGGAGUGUCUUGAUGUUGCCCCAGGACUGCCGGCAUCCGCAACUAUGGCUGGCGGAGCUGGAGCGGUGUCCCCGGUUGUCAGGCUAAUGGUGCAGGAGGUAGCUGAUAACCAUAGGAGCUCUUGUGGUAGCUCAGACUAG